GGGUCACAUAUACAAAUAAUUGUACCACUCUAAGGUCUCUGCAGAUAAAGCAUCGAUUCAACAUUUCCCUGUUGAUGUUUGAAUCCCCAGUUUUCCUUUUCUUUUGUGUUUGAUUUGAAGUAGGGUAAGCGGGGUUUUUUAGUUGGGUUCCGAUGUUAUCUACCAAGAAGAAGAUGGACAACGCCGUUGGUGCCAGACACGUUAGAGCUUGUGAUAGCUGUAUAAAGAGAAGGGCUCGAUGGUACUGUGCUCCCGACGAUGCUUUCCUUUGCCAAGCCUGCGAUUCCUCGGUUCAUUCGGCGAAUCCGCUUGCUCGUAGACAUACACGAGUUCUCCUGAAAACCGCUUCGUACAAGUCAUCGGAGAGCUUUUCGCCGUCUUGGGAUCGAGGGUUUACUAAAAAGGCAAGGACGAAGCGACCCCUGAAGGGCUCCAAAAGGAAGAACGACCCCGUUUCUAUCGUGCCGGAAAUCGGUGUCGAUGAGAUAUCGCAUGAAGAGAAUGAAGAGGAGCAGUUGCUCUAUAGGGUGCCGAUAUUUGAUCCCUUUGUUGCCGAAUUAUGCACUUCCACGACGUCAAACGAAGCUGCCACUGCGACCGAGUCUAAAGCUUUAUUGGCUGAUGGUUCGCAUUGGUUUUUCCCUUCCGAGAUGGAUCUUGCAGAGUUUGCCGCCGAUGUUGAUAGCUUGCUCGGUAAGGGUCUCGAGAACGUGUCCUUCGCAAUGAAGGAGGUGGGCCUAAUCGACUCCAAAGAGGACUUUAGAGACUGUUCAAUGGUAAACGGUAAAGUGAAGGUUGAAGAUGAAGAGAGUUUCGAACCGUUUGAGUUAAGCUUUAACUAUGAUUCCCCGGCAACCUGCGGCCGAGAGGAUGAGUUUGUAAAGGAAGAUGUAAAGAAGAGUAAAGGGGGAGUGGAAUACGAAGAGAAUACAGCAAAAACGAAGAAGAAGAAACCAUUUUUGAGCUUAGAUUAUGAAGCAAUCAUCUCUUCCUGGGCAACCCAAGGCUCCCCGUGGACGUCCGGUGGCCGACCAGAUUUUAACCCCAACGAAUGCUGGACCGAUUGCAUGGGAAAUGAAGGAGAAGAAGCUCGCCAUAGCUAUGGUGGUUUGAUUUGCAUGGGAGGACAAAUUCUGACAAUGGGAGAUGGAGGAAGAGAAGCAAGAGUGUCGAGAUACAGAGAGAAAAGAAGGACGAGGUUGUUCUCGAAGAGAAUAAGGUACGAGGUUCGGAAACUGAAUGCUGAGAAGAGGCCUCGAAUGAAAGGGAGGUUCGUGAAGAGGGCAUCGUCCUUUCUUGCUGGACCUGGUUUUCCAUUGCACAACAAGUAGCUGCUGUUUUCUUGAACCAUUCGGUUCCUUUUCGAACUCAGCGCCAGUGAGACUAAUUACUGGUUAGUUCUUCCUGGUGUUUAGGCCUCUAAUGUUCUUCAAGUUUGAAUAAAUUUAAUAAAUGACUUGUGAGUUGCUUAGGGUUUUUCUUUUCUUUUCUUUUCUUUUCUUUUUAUUCUCUCAGAUUUUCUUCUGUUUAUUUCUGGAAUCUGGGGAAUUAUAGAAAAGAAAAUUGUAUGUAGAAAAUUUGGUCGUUGUAUGAUUAUCUUAGCAUUACCCUGUACAAAGCUUGGAUUGAAAAGGCUUUUCUGUUUGAAAAUUUUGAUAUCCAACUGUUUGUGUGGUUUCACUUUGAUGAA
Hibiscus syriacus is the source of this 1690-nucleotide messenger RNA. RefSeq names its product zinc finger protein CONSTANS-LIKE 16-like. The transcript is spliced from 3 exons. The record is from RefSeq and is a predicted model, not a curated record. Bases 153 to 1331 code for a protein of 392 amino acids. Gene Ontology annotation, cellular component: nucleus. Gene Ontology annotation, biological process: regulation of DNA-templated transcription. Gene Ontology annotation, molecular function: zinc ion binding; protein binding. NCBI's taxonomy places the organism in Eukaryota, Viridiplantae, Streptophyta, Magnoliopsida, Malvales, Malvaceae.